Molecule: messenger RNA, 1684 nt
Organism: Papaver somniferum (opium poppy)
Lineage: Eukaryota; Viridiplantae; Streptophyta; Magnoliopsida; Ranunculales; Papaveraceae
Product: cysteine proteinase inhibitor 12-like
Exons: 1
Coding region: 809-1222 (137 amino acids)
Source: RefSeq, a predicted model, not a curated record
CAAGAUCUCAUUUUGAGAAUAUCCUCUUUUGGUCCUUCGUCUUCUUUCUUCUUCUUCUUCUUCUUCUUCUCUUUUCUGCUUCACACACCCCUGUAUUAUCCAAACCCACUCACUCUCAUAUGCAAUCCCUAACAAUCUAUCAAAUCAUACCCUUGCUCAUUCUUACCCGAUUGAUUGAGAAAUGGAGGAGUAGAAGAAGAGAAAUCUAGUUCUUCUUCCGAGGUUAAUUUAUGUAUUUAGGGUUCAUGAAUAGAUACAUGGAUAUCAAUUGACGAUGUUGAUCAGAGGUUUAUAUAUAAAUAUAUAUAUUUGUUUCGUUAAUGUGGUGGUAUAUAUUGUUGAUUGAUUCUGUUUUAGUGAUUUCAAUUGAUUGAAGAAAAUUAAUGAAUCAGAUUCAAUGCCUUUUUUUUAAGUGUAGAUUCAAUGCACUGUUCUUCGUUUUUUUUUUCUUCUUUUUUUUUGGAUUAAUAUUAUUUUUUUCUUGGAUUAAUAUAUAUUUCUUUCUUCACUGAACAUCGGGGAAACCAUUGCAUUGAAUAUCUCAAGAGGUUCUCAAUCUGGGAUCCGCGAGAAUUUAAAUUUUGGGUAUUUAUUGAAUGUGAAUAAUCUUGUCGAAAAUCCAGAUUCAUAUCUGGUUCUCGACAACUCUGUCAAGAGGUUUUCGAUUUGGGAUCCACGAGAAUUUAAAUUGUACUAGGUAUUUUAUUUUUAUUGGAGUAAUCUUGUCGAAUUAUCCAGAUUCAUCCCUGGUUCUCGACAGUACAUCUUUUCUUCUGCAACGUUGAACCUGAAACUUUGGGUGACCGGAAUGGCUAUGGAUGGUAAUGGUCGUGACUUUUUUGAAGGAUAUCAAAACAGUUUUGAAUCUGAUCAUGAAUCAUCUGCUUCCACCUGUACUUCCUAUCUAGGGGUUAAACAAGAGUGCCAUGCACCUGGAUUGCAAGCAGUACCCACAGAUGAUCCAGCAGUCAAAUAUGCAGAGGAUUUUGCUCUGAUGAGUAUCCAGGGUAGAUGUAAUUUCUUGGCUCAAUUUGAACUGCUUGAGAUUAUUGAUGUGAAGGCUGAGGUAACUGAAGAGUUGGCCAGGUUCCAUAUGCUUCUCAAGGUGAAGAACGAAAACAAUGAAGAGAAGUACAAGGUUGAAGUACACAAAAAUGUGAAGGGUAAACUCUUUUUGAAUUCGCUGGAACCCAACUUCUCGUGCAGCAGCAGCAGGAUUUGAAAAAGGAACCUCUUCUGUAAAUUAAAUCGUGUAAUUUGAAAGCUAUGGUUUGCAACUUUGCAUCCAGUCUAGAGCAAUACCACCCAGAGCCGGGCCUGAGGGUGUGCGACCGCACAGGGCCCAGCUCUGCCUGAGGCCUUUUUCCCUAUGGAUCUAUGAUGUAUACUCAAUUUCCCCUCCAAGCCCAGUAAGCCAACGUAUCAAAAAAAGAAAAAAAUCUUUGCCUCUGUUAAGACUAGGGGUGAGCAUUUAGCCCGUAAUCUGCGGAUUUAACCGGGACCAACCGUUUUUUUGCGGAUGGAUGUCCGGACCGUUCGCUAAUGGGUUGGAUGCGGAUGGAAUUUUUGAAAUCCAACGGAUAACAGAUUAGGUCCGGAUGCAACCAUGAAAAUCCGUUGGACAUCCAUAUCCGUUAAAUUAAGGACCUUUAUAUAGUUCUAGAAAAUACUAUGAAUCAUUUAG